GCUGCAAAGCUUCCAGAAAGAAAGGGGAGGAGAAAGGAGGUGGAAAAGCCAAAGGCAAAGGCAAACCACGCGUCUCUCUUUGGUAUUCGUCUCUCCAUGGCACGCGUCCUCCCCCUCAGCAUCGAGGCGGGGGAGAUGGCCAUGCCCAGGUAUUCUUCCUUCCCCGAGCUCUCGCUGCAAUCUGUUUGUUUGCUUGUUCAUCGCGUUCAGAUUGUUGGAGUUAUUUUUUUCCUUCGAAAAAAAGGGGAAGUUUGGUGGUGUGUUGGCGAUUUUCUUAGUAGGAGAAAAAAGGAGUUUGGGUUUAGUUGGAGCCGACGAUGCAUCCAAGGUGGUUUGUUUGGGAGGCUUCUUGUUAAUCUGUUCUUUUACAAAUUCAAAAUAGAAUUUUUGUCGGCCGAAAAUUUUGGAGAAUUUUUUGUAUGCCAAAGAUUGCGGGUGUGGUUGUUGGUUUUAAGCCUCGAGGUCGGUUGCGUUCUCCCACCAAAGUGCAAUAGCAUUGCGUCAUGGCGUGUGGUUUGGGCUUAUUCGGUUCUUUCAAUUUUCCGUACUCCAAGAGGAAAACAAAAGUGGCAUUUAUGCGUGCUGUGGCGUGCACUUUGUUCUUCGUUGCCGCUUAUCCGCCAUUAGAGAGCCCAUUGAGCCUUUUGGUCACGGGCGCUGUGAUGUGUGAUGGGCACGGGUUGAUGUUCCCCUCGCAGCAGUACCAUGCACGGACACGGACACAAGACUCACGGGGUGUUGUUAACUGUUUCUUCACCUACGCCCCGUUUUUUGGAGGCCAAUGUGGCACAUGAACGAGCAAGAAGGGCAGCGAGCAUGGAGUGAUCCAUUUGGGAUUCUUUCAAAAUCGUUGCAACUCAAGCGGGAGCUAUUUUGGGAAAUCUUGCUUAACCAUGUUUAUAACAUCGGUUUUUUUUACUGUUACAGCUUAAAACCAUAUCUGAAAUUCUAGUUAUAGCAGUAUUUCGCAUGGAAAGAUGGAGUGUCAUGAUUGAGUGCUGUCUGUUGCUCUUUACGAAACCAAUGUUGUAGGGUGUUGAGUACUGCAGAUAAACUGGGAAGAAAUUGGCCGCUGGCAGUUUGACUAGAUAUGUAAAUUAAGUAUACUUGUUGUAUUGUGUUAAACAAAUAGAAAAAUACGAACUGGAACAUUUGACCUGGUUAUUCAAAUUUUAGAUCAAGGAUUGUCACAUGUCAAAUGUUUUGUCUAGUUCAUGCCACAUUGCUGUGGUGUGAGAAAGAUGACCUGUAUUUCAGUAGAAUAGAUAUGCAGUUAUUGCAUUAGUUUUAGGGAUUACUGCACUUUAUUGUCCAAAUGUAGCACCCCGAUGGCAUCUAUUGAUUGAGCUAUAGAUCGAUGUACAUUCUCUGUUCGGUCAUGAAAUCUAGCACUUCAUUUUAUCGUCGUCCUCAUUUUACCAGGUUCUGUAUGGAAAAGCCAUGUAGAUUAUCAUGGCCUAGAAUGUGAAGUUUUUUGGCAGCCAAUUUUCUCUGGAAGCUUCACCUUCUCUGUAUUGCUAUCCUUAUUUACAUAUACAUGACUAGAUGGGCCCUCUAGCAGAUGGGCCAGCACAUAAAACACACACAUACUGUUGUAUUUACAGCCCAACACUCCCCCUCAAGAUGGGUGAUAGAUAUCUAUCAUACCCAUCUUGUCACAUGAACUAUUACACUCUUUAACACCUAAACCCUUUGUGAAACAAUCAGCAACUUGUCCACCAGACAUUACAAAUUCUAAUUCCAAAACUCCCUCAUCCAGUUUUUCCUUGAUAAAGAAACGAUCCAACUCCACAUGCUUUGUUCGAUCAUGUUGAACUGGGUUGUUAGCAAUGCUGAUUGCUGACUUGUUGUCACACCACAAUUUCAUUGGAGUAUCCACCGGCAACAUCAACUCAGAAAGAAGAUUCCUUAGCCAUAACAACUCACUCAAACUCACUGACAUUGCCCGAUAUUCUGCCUCAGCGGUUGAGCGAGACACCACCGGUUGCUUCUUGCUCCUCCAAGAUACUAGAUUGCCACCAACAAACACACAAUAGCCUGAAGUUGAUCUUCUAUCAUCAGGACAACUUGCCCAAUCUGCAUCACAAUAGCCUUCAACCUCCAAGUGUCCAUUUUUCUUAAACCAUAGGCCUUUACCUGGGCUUCCUUUCAAAUAUCUCAAGAUCCUAUAGACAGCAUCCAUAUGCCCACUCCUUGGAUCAUGCAUAUAUCGACUCACCAUACUGACAGCAUAAGUUAUGUCAGGUCGUGUAUGACAUAAAUAUAUCAGUCUCCCAACCAGCCUUUGGUAUCUUUCCUUAUUCACUGGAUUUCCAGACUCUGCACAUAACUUAUGAUUUUGAUCAACUGGUGUAGAGGCUGGGCGACAUCCAAGCAUACCUGUGUCACUGAGCAAGUCCAAUGCAUAUUUCCGCUGUGAAAGAACUAUCCCUCUAGGAGAUCUUGCAAUUUCAAUACCCAGAAAAUAUUUCAACUGGCCUAGGUCCUUAACUUCAAAUUCUUUGCUUAGAUUUUGUUUCAGCCUAGUUAUCUCCGAGCAAUCAUUUCCAGUGAUAAUCAUAUCAUCAACAUAAACAGCAAGAAUGGUUAUAUGAUCUCCACUAUGAUGAUAGAAAACUGUGUGAUCUCCAUUACAUUGUUUAUAGCCCAUAGCACACAUUGCACGCCUAAAUCGAUCAAACCAUGCUCUUGGCGACUGUUUGAGACCAUAUAAGGAUUUCUUCAGUCUCAAUACUUUACCUUUAGUUUGCAAAGUAGCAAAUCCAGGUGGAAUUUCCAUAUAUACCUCCUCUUGAAGAUCGCCAUGUAGAAAAGCAUUCUUGACAUCCAAUUGAUGUAAUGGCCAAUCAAAGUUAACUGCACAAGAUAUUAUAGUUCUUACCGUACUCAUUUUUGCAACCGGUGCAAACGUUUCAUCAUAAUCAAUUCCAUAUGUCUGGCUAUAUCCCUUAGCCACAAGUCUUGCUUUGUACCUCUCCACUUUUCCAUCCGGAUUUUGUUUCACUGCAUAUACCCACUUACAGUUUACCACUUUCUUUCCAUUGGGAUAGGAUACAAGAUCCCAUGUUUUGUUCUUCUCAAGAGCUUCUAGUUCAUCUAGCAUUGCUUGAUGCCACCUUGGGUCUUGCUUUGCCUCUUUCCAAUCCUUAGGAAUUAUAGCUGAAUUUAGAGAUGCCACAAAGGCCUUGUAUGUCGAUGACAAGGAAGUGUAAGAUACAUAAUUGGCUAUAUCAUUCUCAUCACCACUUUCAUCUCCAAUUUCAAAACCAUAUCUUUGUGGAGGUUUGCCUGCAUUGCUUCUCAUCCCCUUUCUUAUGGCAAUUGGCAAGUUUGAUUCUUCUUCUCUAAUUUCUAUUUGUUCUCCCCCUGACUCCGAAGACACUUGCACAUGAGUAAGAUCAUCUGAUACUUGAUCAUCAACUUCAACUUGUUGAGUUGUUGGAAGUCUCAUUCUCCUUGUGUAAACUUGAAGAUUUUCCUCUUCAUGUGGCUUUCUCCAUUCUUGUUCUUGUACAGGAUCACCUAUAGCACAUGGAAUUUCACCAACCACAAUCUUUCCCUUUGAUUGUUCAUUCUCCUUGAGACCCAAGAUUUCACCUUCCUUUUGUUGAUCAUGGUCACCUCUAGUUAAAUCAUCAAGAUCAACAAAUAAAGAGCUUAUAUCUGUUUUCUCACCAUAGAAUGGAACAGAUUCCCUAAACGUAACAUCCAUACUUACAAAUGUCCGCCGUUCUGAUGGACUCCAACACUUAUACCCCUUCUGGCUGGAUGAAUAGCCUAUAAAGAUGCAUUUAACAGCUCGAGGAUCAAGUUUCCCAAUAGAUGGUCUAUGAUCUCUAACAAAACAAGUGCAGCCAAACACCCUCGGUGGAACCACAAAUUCAUUCUUCCCAAAUAUCAUCUCAUAUGGUGUCUUCAUUCCAAGUAUUCUUGAUGGUGUGCGGUUGAUGAGAUAAGCUGCCGUCAUUACUGCCUCACUCCAUAGAAAUUUAGGUACAUUCAUAGUAUACAUUAGUGACCGAGCUAUCUCCAAAAGAUGGCGAUUUUUUCUUUCAGCCACUCCAUUCUGUGGAGGAGUAUCAGGACAAGAAGUCUGAUGUAAUAUUCCUUCCAAAGAAAGAAAGUGACCGAAUUCACUAUUCAUAUACUCCCCUCCAUUAUCAGUUCUAAUAAACUGAACCCGAGCAUUAAAAUGAUUUUUAAUAUAUGCAUAAAAGUUUUGGAAGCAUUUAAGCACUUCAUCCUUAUGUCUCAUGAGAUAUAACCAUGUCAUGCGGGAAUAGCAAUCAAUAAAGGUGACAAAAUAUUUCAUUCCACUCAUAGAAACCACAGGCGACGUCCACACAUCUGAGUGGAUUAGCAUAAAGGGCAAAAUACUGCGAAGUCCUCUACUCACAUAUGAUGUUCUAGUAUGCUUCCCAUACUCACAUGCAUCACAUAUCAGCAUAUGUUUAUCCACUUUACUAAACUCUACCGGGAACAUUUUACUCAUAAUUUCAAAAGAUAUAUGUCCUAGUCGACAAUGCAAAAGUAAUACCUCAGUCACUUCUUUACUUGUUGAAGCCAUUAGUGCACACACAUCCUCAUUUGUCCCUCUUCUGUCCAAGUACCAAAGUCCAUCACGCCUGAUACCAAUCCCAAGUUUCUUCCCUGUUCUUCUCUCCUGAAUUAAACAAUUCUCACGAUCAAGGGAAACCCGACAAUCCAUAUUAUCAACAAGAGAACUUAUUGAAAUUAAAUUCACUGGAAAAGAAUGGACAUAUAACACUGAUGACAAAGUAAUGGAUGGAGUACAUUGCACUAUGCCCUCCCCCUUAACCUGACAUGAUGUGCCAUCAGCAGUUUGAAUGGUCUCUUUAUGUGCAAAUGAAUAUGGUUUAUAUGAUGUAAAUUCUCCACUCAUGCCAGUGACAUGCCUGGAUGCACCUGAGUCUAAUAUCCAACUUGAAUGAGAAGUGUUCAUAGACAUAAAUGCUUGAUUAAAACUACCUGAAGUAGAAUGAGCAAAGUUGGCAACAUUGUCAGGUGUAGUCCCGGAAGAACCCUCUUCUAGAGUAACUGCAUUAGCCUUGUAAUCACCUCUAUAUCCAUAACCUCUUCCUCUAUUGCUCCUACCAGCAUAGCCUCUUCCACCUCUUGUUCCACCUCUAUCAACACCUCUUCCUCUCCCAUAAGUAGGCUUGCGUGGAGCAUGACAAUCACGCAUAAGGUGUCCCAUUUCACCACAAUUGAAGCACUCUCUAGUCUCUUUACCUUGUACAAUUGCAUAGGUGGGACUUGGUGAACAUGGUGCGGCACUAGGCAAUACUUUCUUCUUAAGCUCCUCCUGUGCCAUAGCUGCAAUGGCCUCAUCUAAGGUAGGAAGAGUGGUUUGGUGAAACAUUGCAUCUCUUCUUCCUUCGAACUCUGGAUUUAGACCCUUCAAGAACUCAAUAACCCUUCUACGCUCAACCCAUUUCUUCAUUUUUGCUAUGCAAUCAGAGUGCUCUAAUCCAAGAGGAUCAUAAUGAUCUAAAUCGGACCACAAACUCUUCAACUCUGCGACAUAUUCUGCCACAGAGCGCUCCCCCUGUCUCAAAGCACUUAUCUUCUCUUGUGCCUCCACCAUUAGCAUCACAUUACCUUCUCCUGAGUAUAGUUUAGUAAGAGUUUUCCACAUCUCACUCGCACUAGAGAUAGUCUCAACAGUUGUAGCAAUAGCUGGGAUUAAUGAAGUCAACAACCAUGCCACCACUAAAGAGUUGGUAGUGCUCCAAGUCUUCCAUUCUACACUUGAUGUGUUCUCAGGCUCCUUCACUUCUCCUGUGACAUAUCCUUCUAACCCCUUUGUUUUUAGUAUUAGUAAUGCCCUCCUUGACCAACUCAAAUAAUUUUUGACACCCUCCAACUUGAUUUCGUUUUGCAUUAACUCAAUCUUCAGUAUUGAUUCAGUAUGAGGGAUAAUUGCAUUGCUUGUAGUUGAGGCCUCACUAAAUUUUUUCGCUAGCAUGUCCACCAAUUUACCCAUCACUUGUUCUAUUCCUUGAUUUUCUGCCAUAAUGCAAAUUCUGAAACUGCAAACCAGUAGAAACCCAACUAGCAGAUCUGAGCCCCCUGUUCUACCUUUCCCUUCCUAUAGAUUGCUCAAAUAGUCAAUAUCACAAAAGCAGUAGCUGUGCUUUUAUCUCGGUUUCCUUGCCAAUCACACACCCACAAGAGAUGCAAAGUCUUCACUGUGCUGUGACCCCGCCACUACAGAGCAAGAGCCACUUCUUCCUGAGGAGCACCAACACCAGCUGUUUACCAGCACUUUCUUUCUUGCCUCAGCCCAAAGCAGCUCUGCACCUGCGAGCUCAGCCCCAAGCAGCAGCAGCAGCUCCGCACCUGCAGCUGCUCGGCUUCUUCCUCCUCGACGCGCCGCGCUGGCCCCGCUCUUCCGCGCCGCUGCUGAUGCGCACUCUCUACCCUGCUCAAGCCUCCACGCCUCCGGCCAGCUAGGGUUCAGCCGUCGCCUGCCGCCGGCCGGUCGGCUCUGAUACCAUGAAGUUUUUUGGCAGCCAAUUUUCUCUGGAAGCUUCACCUUCUCUGUAUUGCUAUCCUUAUUUACAUAUACAUGACUAGAUGGGCCCUCUAGCAGAUGGGCCAGCACAUAAAACACACACAUACUGUUGUAUUUACAGCCCAACAGAAUGUGAGAUCAAAUGACAAAGAUAUGAGCCAUGCUUGUGAAUACGUGAAGAGGUAGUUACAGACAUGCCAAGCUCUUCCGCAGUGGCAUCAGGCAACGGAAUCGAACAACCUGAGCAAAACACAAAGGAUGAUGAAUAUGAAAGGCUGGUCAGACCAGCUCAUAGUGUAAUAGCUGAUGAUAACACGGUAGUCCUACCUGAAGAACCUACCUCAAGGUCCAUUUGGUGGAUGAAAGUUCUGCUUGGCUGCUUCCUUCUUAUAUUAGUAUCUUAUGUCUUCGUGAAAUGGGGAGUCCCCUUUGCCUUCGAGAAGGUUCUCUUGCCAAUCAUGCAAUGGGAAGCAAGUGCCUUUGGGCGUCCAGUUUUGGCUGUUGUUCUCGUUGCAUCUUUAGCCCUCUUCCCAGUUACUUUAGUCCCUUCUGGACCUUCCAUGUGGCUAGCUGGAAUGAUCUUUGGCUAUGGUUGGGGUUUCUUGAUUAUUAUGGUUGGGACUACUAUAGGCAUGGUGGUUCCAUAUUGGAUUGGCUCAUUGUUCCGCGAACGUCUGCAUGCAUGGUUAAAAAGAUGGCCUCAGCAGAUAGCUCUAAUAAAACUUGCUGGGGAAGGAAAUUGGUUCCAGCAGUUUAGAGUUGUUGCACUAUUCAGAAUCUCGCCAUUUCCAUAUACAAUUUUUAACUACGCUGUAACUGUGACAGAAAUCAAGUUCAACCCUUAUCUAUGUGGUUCAAUUGCUGGGAUGAUACCCGAGGCGUUCAUCUAUAUUUAUAGCGGGCGGUUGAUACGCACAUUGGCUGACAUGAAGUAUGGCAACUACAAGAUGACACCGGUGGAGAUAACAUACAACGCCAUCUCGUUCGUCAUCGCUGUUGUCCUCACGGUCGCCUUCACGGUGUACGCCAAGAGAGCUCUGAAUGACAUAAAAGAGUCGGAAGGUAUUUUAACAGAAGAGUAUGGCAUAUCUACUGGCCACAAGAAUCCCCAUCAAGAGCGCUCCCCAUCACGGCCUGUACCAUUGGAUGAUGUUGUAUGACGGCGUUGUUCUACAGGGACAAAGUACAUACGGCUGCUUCAGAAAGGGAGAAACUGAGAAAGUAGGAUAUUCAUCUCUCGUCUGCUUUUCUCCAGCGGAAGAAGAGGUGUAGUGUAGGUAGGCUAAUUGCAUAAGGUGAAUGCACCUGUCUAACUCAAAUACACGCCCUAACUAAGGUUGUUGAUUCAUUGCGUGCACUGUUGUUGGCUAGAGGUUUUCGUCUGGCUUCUGUUGGGUUGGGAAUGUAGAGGAUAGCACUGGCAUGUCAACUGACUAGUGAUUGCUGGUGUCUGUCUGUACUAGGUGAUCUUGCAGCAAGUGUACUAGCAUGUCUGCAUGCUUCACCUUCGUGAAAAUGUCGAUUCUUUUCUCCCUUUGUUCCUUUUCUUUGGCAAAUAUACAGAUAUCUUCAUUU
This is a messenger RNA of Oryza sativa Japonica Group (Japanese rice), 8113 nucleotides long. RefSeq lists its product as uncharacterized. The record is from RefSeq and is a predicted model, not a curated record. Lineage: Eukaryota; Viridiplantae; Streptophyta; Magnoliopsida; Poales; Poaceae.